UGCGGACGUACGAGCCGGGCGGCGCCUGCGCAGACUCGGGCAGGGUAUGGUUGCCGCACGGCGAUGGAGCCGGGAAACGGAGCGGACGCUGAAGAGACGCGGAGGCUUCGGUGUCUGGAGUUUGCGUUGGUGGCCAAGUGCGACACCACCGUAGCUCACUCCUACCUGACCGAGAACGACUGGAAUGUGAAUAAAGCACUGAGCGCCUUCUUCGAGCCGGCAGACAAGGACCCCGCGAAGCCGAGACAGCCUACGCCCACUUGCGAGGCGGACCACUGUAUUGACCUAACUAAUGAGGAAAACGUGAAAGACCUUAUCCAUGAAACCGCACCAAUCACAAGUGUAGUAGAUGGUGGCUUGUUCAACUUCAUUACCUGGAAUAUCGAUGGACUGGACGCCAGCAACCUGCAGGAGAGGGCUCAAGCGGUGUGCACUUGCCUCGCUGGGUACAGCCCAGAUGUGGUGUUUCUACAGGAAGUUAUUCCCCUGUAUUGUGUCUACCUGAAGAAGAGAGCGAGUAAUUACAGAAUUAUCACAGGUAAUGAAGAAGGAUAUUUUACAGCUAUAUUGUUGAAGAAAGAAAGAGUGAAAUUCAUAAGCAAAGAGAUUAUUCCUUUUCCAAGCACAAAAAUGAUGAGAAACCUUUUGCGUGUACAUGUGACUAUAUCUGGGAAUGAGUUUUAUCUUAUGACAUCCCAUUUGGAGAGCACCAUAGAGCACGCUGCAGAACGAAUGAAUCAGUUAAAGAUUGUUUUUCAGAAAAUGCAAGAGGCUCCAGAGUCGACUACGGUUGUAUUUGCAGGGGACACAAAUUUAAGGGACCAGGAAGUCACUAAGUGUGGGGGGUUGCCCAGUAACAUCUUCGAUGCCUGGGAGUUUUUAGGCAAGCCCAAGCAUUGCCAAUACACAUGGGACACCCGGAUGAACACUAACCUUGGGAUUCCUGCUGCUCGUAAGCACCGUUUUGAUCGCAUCUAUUUCAGAGCAGAGCAGGGCCGCCUUAUUCCCCAGUCCUUGGACCUGGUUGGCAUGGACAAACUUGAAUGUGGCAAAUUCCCGAGUGAUCACUGGGGGAUUCUGUGCGGCAUGGACGUAGUGCUCUGAGGCACUUCCAUGUGAAUUUCAAGUGUCAUGUCCUGAGUGUUUGCACAUCUCUCUAUGUGGAAAAGUAGUUUACACAGGAAACUGGAUCAUUAAAGAAAAUCGUUACGUUUCAUUUUGAACUUUUGUCCUCAGAAUAAAGUAUUAGAGUUCAUUUAAGUUCACAUGCUCAUGCUCAGAAUGUGAGGACACACAGCUCACCGGCCGGGACAGUGCUCACGGCAGCGAGCCGCACUCCGAGUAGGCCAGACUGGCUCACAGCUAACCCUGAGCACAUUUCCUGCUUGAAUCAGGACCAAAACAAUAUUUUACACGAAUCAUUAAAACAAGUGCUUGGA
This is a messenger RNA of Jaculus jaculus (lesser Egyptian jerboa), 1439 nucleotides long. It is a transcript of the gene Tdp2, whose product is annotated as tyrosyl-DNA phosphodiesterase 2. The record is from RefSeq and is a predicted model, not a curated record. Lineage: Eukaryota; Metazoa; Chordata; Mammalia; Rodentia; Dipodidae. Gene Ontology annotation, cellular component: cytoplasm; PML body. The transcript has 7 exons. Gene Ontology annotation, molecular function: protein binding; single-stranded DNA binding; 5'-tyrosyl-DNA phosphodiesterase activity. The coding region runs from base 64 to 1104 and encodes 346 amino acids. Gene Ontology annotation, biological process: double-strand break repair.